UCCUAUCAAUCUAGUUAAAUGUCUCUAUGGGCAAAUCCAAGCAUGACGAGGACCUGCUUCCGUUAACACCAACGAUGUUUACUGGCCAUGAGAAGAAGAUAAUAGGGUGGAGAUUCUCGUAAAGAAAUCGUUAAAGAGCGCUCGUGGAUGCAUUUCUACAACAUCUUGAGUUCAGGUAAGAUGUAUUAUAAUAAUCUUGUUUGUUUUUCAUCGCGUGACAGAAUCUCCUUGUUCAAUUUUUCUCUUCCACAAUCCAUUCCCAGCUUUCUGGUUUUGGAUACGAGGAUAUAUUCAGUCAAAUCGUCGAGCCUAAGCGCCUCUCCAACACAGUUUCCUUCUUCAUCCUUCAGUCACAGAAAUGAAUAUAGUUAUAGUGCGCGGAAUUCGACAUCUCUUAAUCUCCUGCUUGUUCAAUUAUCCCACGAAGCAACACCCUCCAGCGUUUCUCGUGCACGGGCUAUCCUCCAGAAGAUUCAAAACGAGGGCAAAUUGGACCUCCUGGACAGCAAUUCAUUAGGACACUUAGCCAUUGCUGCCGCUAAAUCGGGUUCACCUCGCUAUGGGGAGAGCAUUAUUCGGUUAAUGCUGGAGUUGGGUUUUUCUCCUCAUGUCAAGGUGUGGAGCGCAGUCGUAACCCAUUUGGGCAAGUCCUCACAACAUUCCCAUCUUGCGUUUCAGUUGUUUCAUGAUAUGUGCAACAGUGUAAAAGGAGUGGGGAAAAGAAACCAAAUGAGGCCUGAUACAGGGGCUUUUAAUGCCAUUCUCAAUAUUUGUGCAGCGAAUGGCAACAUGGCCAGAGCAGAGGAUUUGAUAAAGGAAAUGGGUCUUUUCGGGGUGAGGCCCGAUGUUCUUACUUAUAACAUCAUGAUUAAGCUCUACGCCAGAGUUAGGAGAGAGGAUCUGAUUGCGGGUGUUAUAGAGAAAAUGUUGGGAGAUAAUAUAGAGCCGUGCAUUUCUACAUUCUGUUCUCUUGUGGCAGCAUAUGUGGGGUUUGGGGAUUUGGAGAAGGCUGAAAUGCUAGUUCAGGCUAUGAGAGAGGACAAGAGAGACAUAUGUAGUAUUUUGAGGCAAAGUAAUCAGGCUACACUGCAGAGGAAUCUCUUACUGCCCAGAAGUUACAGACCUGAUCAUCGGAUAUACACUAUUCUCAUGAAGGGUUAUCUACACAAGGGGAGAUUGAGGGAUGUUAUAAAGAUGCUAAGGGCAAUGCAGGAUGAGGAUGACCCCAACAGCCACCCUAAUGAAGUUACUUACACAACUGCGAUUUCUGCAUUUGUUAAGAUGGGUUCAAUGGAUGAAGCCCAUGCAGUACUUAGAGAAAUGGCUACGACCAAAAUGCCUGCCAAUGUGAUUACUUAUAAUAGUCUGUUGAACGGCUAUUGCAGGUCACAGAAACUGCACAAAGCAAAAGUUUUAAUGCAGGAGAUGAAAGAUGCAGGGAUUGUUCCUGAUGUUGUGUCUUAUAAUACACUAAUAAAUGGGUUCAUUUGCAUCAAUGACAAUAUGGGCGCUCUUGCUUGUUUUGAUGAAAUGAGGAACGCUGGGAUUGAUCCUUCAAAAAUUACUUAUACUACUUUGAUGAAGGCGUUUGGAAUAAAUGGACAGCCAGUGAUUGCAGCGAAAAUAUUUGAGGAAAUGCAGAAGGACCUGAAAAUCAAAAUAGAUAUCGUUGCCUGGAAUAUGUUGAUAGAAAGUUAUAGUAAGGCAGGGAUGAUGGAACAUGCCAAGAAGGUUUUCCAACAAAUGAAAGAGAAGGGAUUUCAUCCAACUGUGGCUACGUAUGGAAGUCUUGUAAAUGGGUUUGUCAGAGCUCAAAAACCUGUUGAGGCAUUAGCCCUCUGGCCAGAGAUUAAGGAGAGGACAAGAGAAAAAUGUGUUGGAGGAGGAACAGAGUCAUUUGUGCCUGAUUUGGGUAUACUUGAUUCACUUGUAGAAAUUUGUGUAAGAGCAGCAUUUUUUAAGAGAGCUUUGGAAAUAUUGGCUUACAUGGACGAGCUGAAAAUUCCAGUUAGUAAAAGAAAAUAUAAAAGCUUGUUUAUGAAGCUCCACUCCAACAUUUACACCAGUAAGCAUGCAUCUAGGGCUCGACAAGAACGACGGGCUGCAAAAAGGGAAGCAGCAGAAGCUUUUAAAUUUUGGGCUGGUCUUCGAAAUGAUUACCAUACAAGCUGAUUUGCAGGUUGAGUCACAUAUUCAAUUGGAACAAUGUCUCCAAUUGCUUGUGGAAUGAAUGCCAUCCAAUAAUACAUGUAAUGCACAGAAGAGGGAGAAAAAAAGAAGAAGAAGUUUAUUCUAUUUAAACCACUUCAUCUUGCUGCACAUGAAAUUUGUAGAAAUGAGAAGUCGAGAAGUUGGAUAUUUGUAUUUUCUGAUAUGCAGGGCCAUCCCUGCUUAACCCAAAUCUCUUUAUCAGCCUUCAAUUCUCAUGGUGUCUAGUACUAAGUCUUGAUGAAUUUCCAUGGUACCUAGCAUCCAGUAGUGAUGAAAGAUAGGCUUUGUCUUAUAAGGGACCCAAUCCAACAGACAUGCCUUGAACUUUUUGUUAUGGAACACUUACUCUCGUAAAGGAAGAGUUCUUAGGUUCUACAGUCAUUUCUUCACACAAUUUGGUUCAUGGAACAGUAACAGUUUACCUUAAGUGUCCAUGCUCAUGUUCUGGUUCCAGCGAUGUAUUUAAAUAUUCUAUCACACUCAUGUGUUAUAGGUUUCAGGAGAAUCUAAGCAAUAUUUGAUUCAA
Messenger RNA from Cryptomeria japonica (Japanese cedar), 2737 nucleotides. RefSeq names its product pentatricopeptide repeat-containing protein At3g09650, chloroplastic. NCBI's taxonomy places the organism in Eukaryota, Viridiplantae, Streptophyta, Pinopsida, Cupressales, Cupressaceae. The transcript is spliced from 2 exons. Bases 148 to 2172 code for a protein of 674 amino acids. Gene Ontology annotation, molecular function: protein binding. The record is from RefSeq and is a predicted model, not a curated record.